Molecule: messenger RNA, 360 nt
Organism: Dicrocoelium dendriticum
Lineage: Eukaryota; Metazoa; Platyhelminthes; Trematoda; Plagiorchiida; Dicrocoeliidae
Source: the annotation of a GenBank genome assembly
AUAAUUUAUCUGCUACUGACAGUGCACGUGGUUUUUAAAUCUCUGGAAGUCGCUGGGUUAAAUUACUGUACCGCACAAUUAUCUAAAGUGCGUGUCGAAUGUCUGGAGGAAUCCGUCGUUCUGUGCGGCAUUGACAAAGAAAACACAAUGGAACACAAAGAAAACAGAUGCCGGUAUUGUUCACUGUGCCAGGAUAACCUAAAUAUAUGCAAGAUACGGAAGUUGGCUCCACUGACAUCUUGCCCGGAAGCACAACACAUCCGACAAAGCCUGAUUGAACAGAGAACACGUUUGCGCUAAAACUUCCAACGCUGCCAAACUUCGUUUGCAAGUGUUUUCUGAUGUCUCUGUUAUACCGCC